This is a messenger RNA of Caenorhabditis sp. 36 PRJEB53466, 532 nucleotides long. Lineage: Eukaryota; Metazoa; Nematoda; Chromadorea; Rhabditida; Rhabditidae. The record is from the annotation of a GenBank genome assembly.
AUGUUCAAGUCACUGAGCGCUCCGGCGGCUCCCCGAUUCGCACGGCUCUCUUCGAAAGAGGGGCACAUCAAGCACAUCACACUGCCGGCGAUGGCCCAAUCGGCGAUUCUGGGUCCGUUCGCCGAGUGCUCGGGGCGGAUGAACGUGCCGUUGGAGAUGAACGCGUCGACAAGAACACUCGACAACCUCGUCUCGUGGUGCUACAAUCACAGGGACGACGGGCCGUUGACGGCCGACGAGGAGCGCGGAAGGAUCGGAGAGAUGCCCGAGUGGGAUCGGAGGUUCCUCGAGUCGGUGGGCGGCGACGAACAACUCGAAGAGCUCAUUUACAUCGCCGACUAUUUGGACGUCCGGAAACUUGUGUUCUACGGCCAUAAAUUCAGGGUGAAACCUUUCUAAAAAUCCCCUGAAAUUUAAUACAAUUUUGUUGCAGGCAGAGAAAUUGGCGAAGAAACACGAAAAGACGUCGGCCGAGAAGCGAAAGUGCGUCGAAACGCAAUCAGACAGCUGCAAGCGGUUCCGAGGGGACUAA